AUGUCUACUACCGCUGAUAGAUACCGCGAGAAAUUUAAUAUUUUGAAGGAAAGAAACUUAAUCGGUAAUAAACGUUUAAAGACUGAGAAUGAAGAAUAUAAACAGCUUAUACAAAUAACAAAGGUCAACAUUUGUGAUGAUGCUGAAUACGUUCAAGAUUUAGACACUAAUUUCAGCCGAAUAUCUGAUAUUAUGGCGAUACUCAUGAACUCACUGAAAAAGUAUAAUGCGCCGAAUAAUGACGUACGUGGUUGGGCAAAAUUAAUAGGUGCUUUCGAUGAAAAGACGGCUUCUGAAAAGGUAAAUUUUAGAAGCCAAGAUGAAGAAUAUAUUUCGCAGUUGGAGAUAAUCUUAGAUGAAAUUCAAAUGUCAACCGAUGAUUUCGAGAAGUUGUAUAAAAUGAAAAAUGAAAGUAACGUUGAAUUUCACGAUCAGAAUCAUAAAAUGUCUAAAGUGUCUGACGAUCUUGAUAUCGAUAAAUAUCUCUCAACUGAAGCAACACAAUUACAGAAAGAUCAAGAAGUCGAACGUAUUCUAUCUGCGUUCAAGCUAAAUCCUUUUGACCUUUUAGAUCUUUCUCCUUAUUGUACAGAAAAAGAUAUUAAAAAUGCUUAUAGAAGGAAAUCUUUACUUAUUCACCCUGAUAAAACAAGCCAUCCUAAAGCACAAGAAGCAUUUUCUUUAUUGAAAAAGGCAAAAAUAACUUUAAUUAAUGAACAAAAAUUAAAACCUAAUGAUUCAAUUAUUAAUACUCCUGAAUUUAAUUUACAAAUUAAACAAAAAACCAAAGAAAUUUUAAUAGAACAAGAAUUACGUAGACGUAAAUUACUAAAACGUGAUUUAGAAGCUCAAGGUUUAGCCGCUCAAAAAGCUGAACAAGUUGAAAAAGAAAGGAAAAGAAAAGCUGAAGAGGAUAAAUUAUGGGAAGAAACUAGAGAACAAAGGGUUAAUAAUUGGAGAGAUUUUCAAACUAAAAAGAAUUCUUCAAAUAGUUCUGGUAGUUCUGCUAAGAAGAAAAAAAAGUCGGGAAAUGAAUUUAAACCACCAAAAGUUUUGGCUGAAGAUCCCACUAAACCUUAUAUAAAACGACCUACAAAUUCUUAA
Messenger RNA from Funneliformis geosporum, 1104 nucleotides. NCBI's taxonomy places the organism in Eukaryota, Fungi, Glomeromycota, Glomeromycetes, Glomerales, Glomeraceae. The record is from the annotation of a GenBank genome assembly.